AAGAUAACACAAGUAGGGAAAUGUGGCGGGCGUAAAGAACACACAACAGCUUGCAAUAUAUAUCCCUUUCAGUGUCGAUCGGAAGACCGUUGGGUUACGAAGCUCAAAUUCCUUUCUCUUGCUUCGAGCAAUGUAGGCUGAUGAAACGAACAGACGGCAAAAACUUUGUAUAACUGUACACAUUAUUCUACAUGGACAAAGACAAGUUCGCUGUGAGCCAUGACCCAUGCUCCUGGUUGGAGAUGCACCAGUUCAUUGGAGACCUGAUGGUGUCUGGGGGGGCUCUGGGGCUAAAGGACGCCCCACCAGCAGGCCCAGGCUCAGCCCCAGGCUCAGCCCAGCCCAGACAGGUCCAGGCCCAGGCAGAGAGCAUUAGAGAGGCCAGAGAAAUCAGUGGACAAGCUCAGCACCAUACCUGCACUUGCCCUGGCUGCCCAUACUCUUCCUCAUUUUCCUCCUUCCAGACCAUAAAGCCCAGAGGCACUGUGUCCUCACAGCCCGAGCCCAGCAGCACCUACAGCCCAGAGCUCAGUCAGCCCCAGAGUCAGGACAAGGAGACCAGCACCCAUAGCCCCAGCGCAGCCUCUACCACUUCCACUAACCAGGGUACUUCUUCACCAAGCCCCCUGCCUCAAAUUCCCACCUUCCCUUGUUUCUGCUGCCGCCUGGGCUUCCAGACCUGCACCCAACUACUGCACCACCAACAGGGGGCAGCAGACUUUCCCUUCUCCCAGACGCACACCCACUACCACCACCACUGCCCACUUACCACCUGCCUGCCCCACCACCACUCCCACCAUGGCCUGUCCUGCCAGCAUUCCUUCCCCUCCUGCUCCCAGCUCCUCCGCCACCAGCAGGGCCACAAACCCCCCCAGAACCAUGUUGGAGGGGUGACCACAGUGUCCCCCACCCUACACCCAUGCAUGCACUGUCCAGCCUCCUUCCCCCGACCCUCUCAGCUGCUACAGCACCAGCGCACCCAGCACGCUCACAAGGCUGGCGGCUUCCUGUGCACUGAGUGCGGGCGCGCCUUCAACUCCCACUCCAACCUCCGCAUCCACCUCAACGUACACACCGGCGCCCGACCCUACUCAUGCCCUGACUGCGGCAAGAGUUUCAGCCAGUCGGGAGCGUUGAAGAUCCACCGUCGCAUCCACACUGGGGAGAGACCCUAUACCUGCACCUACUGUGGGAGGGGCUUCCCCCACCUGGCCGGGGUCCGGGCCCACCAAAGGACCCACACAGGUGAGAAGCCCUACCGCUGCACCCAGUGUGGGAAGUGCUUCACCCAGUCGGGGGCACUGAAGAUCCACACAAGGAUCCACACCGGGGAACGGCCGUUUGUGUGCAGCCUCUGUGGGAAGGGCUUCUCCAACCGCUCCGGCAUCCGCUUCCACCAGCGCACUGUCCAUGGGAUGGUGUCGGAUAUGGAAGGGGGUGGAGAAGCCGGUGGGUCCCAUAGGGGGAGACAGAGUCUAGGCAGCUCAGCUGCUGUGGGACGCCCCAGUGCCAAUCCAAACAGGAUACGCAACAGCCCCCAUACUGACGUGUGCUCUAGCAUUACUCCUGCCCCGACCAAAAUCCUUUCGCCUGGGUCUCUCCUUGCUCCUCCAGGGUCAGGUCUGACUGUAACCUCCGACAAAGAGCUCCAGUGCCAGUCUAGCGGUGUGAAGAUCCCCUCCGGAAGAGCAGAACCAGACAGUAGCAGGGAAGGAAGGGCUCAGCUGUACACCUGUGAGGACUGUGGGCUGCGUUUUGGGGACGCUCCCUCCAGAAACAGACACCAAACUCUGGAGCACUACUCCAUAGAAGGGGUAGAGGAGGAUGACCUGGGGGACACUGAGGGGGAGGGGUGAGAGAGAGGGAGGGGUGAGAGGGAGAGAUGGAAGCUUGAUGCAGUAGAUUGUUGGAUCAAAGGCUAAGGGAGAGGUGGGAAAACUGGAAUGGGAACAUGGAGAGGUGAGAAGAGGCCGAAAGCUUGAGACUCAUCGAGGAGGAAAAUGUGUAAAGGCAUGUUGGUGAAGGGAGGGUGAGAAGACAAAGUGAAAAAUGAAGUGUCUAUCAAUGGGAUCUAUGACAUAUUUCAGAUUGAAUUCCACUUUAAAAGAUUCCAGGCCUAAGGAAGUCUUAGGCCUGGAAUAGCGUGCACUACGCCGGGCGCAGUGCACGCUAACCAAGGUUGCCAGGUGCACAGUGUUUCCUCCGACACAUUGGUGCGUCUGGCUUCCUGGUUGGAUGCGCGCUGUGUUAAGAAGCAGUACGGCUGGUUGGGUUGUGUAUCGGAGGACGCAUGACUUUCAACCUUCGUCUCUCCCGAGCCCGUAAGGGAGUAGCGAUGAGACAAGAUAGUAGCUACUAACAAUUGGAUACCACGAAAUUGGGGAGAAAAAGGGGUAAAAAAAAAAGUCAAGUACCAUGAUUAGUCUAAUAAAGAUGAUAUUUGAGAGCUUUGGAUGAUUUUUAAAAUGUAUUUUACUGGUUUAGCAAAAUCCACAGAUAACAUCAUCUCAAAUAUAUGACACUGUAAGACAUUGUCCCAUAGGGCAGCGCACAAUUGGCCCAGCGUCGUCCUGGUAAGGUGUUAGGGAGGGUUUGGGCGGGGUAGGCCGUAAAUAAGAAUUUGUUCUUAAUUGACUUGCCUAGUUAAAUAAAGGUUAAAUAAUACAUCAAAAGUAAGUGAGGAUAUGUUGUAUUUAGCAUCAUUAUGUAAUAUAUAUUUUGUAAUAAUAGAAACUGAUAUUGUAUGUCUAUAGGCCCUUAUAUACUUGUGUAUAUCAGUUUAUCUAUUUAGCUCAUUGUGCCUUGAUCUCAGAUUAGAUCAUUCUAGUACAUAAAAAAUACAUAUAUUUGCAUAAACCACACUGUACUAAACUUCAUGACAACUGAUAUGUUAGUGGUUUAGUGAUUUUAUUGAGGAUCAAUAUCUUCACUGUUGGAAGAUAUUUCUUAUACAAAGUAUAUUUUUUAUCAGGAUCAUUUCUCAGAGACACAUGGUUUGUUGACCUGUUUUCUAUUGCUUCAGAUCUCCACCUAGUGGACAUUUAGAAGCACAGCAGCAGAAACACAGACACUGAAACUAGUCUGUCCAUGGAGGUCCGAGUGUCUUCGGGUUUUAGCUACUCCCUUGUCCUUUGAUUUAUGAAUUGCGGUCACUUAUUAGUAAGGAACUCCCCACAUGUGGUUGUCUUAGGCUUAAUUGAAAGGAAAAUACAAAAACCUGUAGACACCUAGGCCCUCUAUGGAAUGAGUUUGACACCCUUCUCUAGAUCAGUGGUUCCCAACCAGUGGUACUAGGACCACUGGGAGUACUUGGCCUAUCCACAGGGGGUACUUGAGAAAAUAGUGGUAAAAUGCACAUGAGGGGGUAUUUCAGCAGUGGAGGCUGCUGAGGGGAGGAUGGCUCAUGAUAAUGGAAUGGAAUGGAAUCAAACGCAUGAAAAGCAUUUGUUUGAUGUAUUUGAUACCAUUCCGCUCCAGCCAUUAUCAUGAGCGUAUCCUACCAAAUGAAGGUGCCACCAACCCCCUGUGCUUCAGGAGUAGUCCAGACCGAGCACAAUUCAGGUGGGGGUCCAGUUACUGAAAAAGGUUGAACUAUUGAUCUAGAUAUCUGUGUUGCCUCCCACUAUUUUCAAAUGUUACUGUUGCCUGUGGUCUUUAUUUUCCAGACACUGAAACUAUUGAAACUUCUGUAUGGCCAACUUCCCUUCUUUGGUAUUCUGUAGCCUCUAGGGAAGUUCAAAAGACUGAUUGAGGACCUUUUUACCGAAGAUUGUGUUUGUUUUCUAUGAUUGUGUGUUGAUGUGAAUAUUUGUCUAUAUUGAUGUAUAUAGUGUGUAUGUAUACAGACAGGGCUCAUCUGUAAAAGAGAUGUCUCCCUGUCAAAAUACAUUUUAUAUAUCCAUCUGUUUUUCCACGUAGACCAGUUUUCAGUAAAUGAUUGCCCUCAGUCAUUCAGGGUUGUUUAAAAAUAUCAUCUAUAGGGCCUUUUGUAAUGAUAAUUUCAUUCCAGCCUCUUUGACCCAAGAUGUGCUUCGGAGUGUCUCAGAUGUUUACUAACUGGUAUAAACUGAUACUAAAACCACGGUCAGCUGGGAUUCCCAACAACAGGCAAGGCUUGUACAAUUAUCUGGGAGAUCUUAUAUCAGACAUAUAGCAUGACAAGCCACUAGUGAUGACACUACAGAAAUAGCAGAAUUGGUUUACUAGAAACAGAAAAAUGAAAAACGUAUGAGAAGGGCGUUCUUGGGAAUAUGACAAAUCAAAAUGUGUCCAUGAAAAGGCUCUGUUUCAAGUUUGUUCACGGUUCCUCGAAACUCAACAGCAUUUCACAGUACCUUUUGGAAAGAGAUGAUUUUGUUAUAGGUUUUGCAAGUGUUUAUUUGGUUGCGCUGAAACGAUCUCAAGUGCUGCGUAAAAUCAGGCGACGCAGAACAGUCAUUCAUGGGUAAAGAGCGUCCUUCCACUUGUGUGUCAUGAUAUGUAAUUAAGUGUAAACGGAACCAUUUUCGGACCCACCUGAAGUUGGGACAGGUUUGGUUAAUGAUAGGUAAUUGACCUAUAGAUGGCAGUACGUCUCUGCAAUCAUGAUCCUGGUGAGCUACCAUCCUGAGCGAAAAACUACGGAAGGGUAGCUCUCCAGGAACCGGGUUGGAGAACCAUGCAUGACACGGUCAGUGCUAUCUGGGAUCUUUGGGACAUCCCUACCCCAUUAAAGUAGGAUUUUAAAAUGUUAGGUAAGUCCUAUGGUUGUGGUUAGGGUAGGGACUUUCCAAUGAUCCGUAUAGCACUGACCUGCGUGAAACUACAUCAACAUCCUGAGCACACGGAGACAAGUGACGCACUAACAAGUGAUUGGUAAUUGGAGCGUAUUUACUUAACUGUUCUCCACUGUUGUAGAUAUUAUUUAAAACCUAACAGAAAAAAGAACACUUUAAUAAAAACAGUCGGCACGUGGAAA
Messenger RNA from Oncorhynchus kisutch (coho salmon), 4957 nucleotides. Its product is annotated as oocyte zinc finger protein XlCOF22-like. Bases 192 to 1856 code for a protein of 554 amino acids. Lineage: Eukaryota; Metazoa; Chordata; Actinopteri; Salmoniformes; Salmonidae. The record is from RefSeq and is a predicted model, not a curated record. The transcript is spliced from 3 exons. Gene Ontology annotation, biological process: regulation of transcription by RNA polymerase II. Gene Ontology annotation, molecular function: RNA polymerase II cis-regulatory region sequence-specific DNA binding; DNA-binding transcription factor activity, RNA polymerase II-specific.